Messenger RNA from Hirsutella rhossiliensis, 801 nucleotides. RefSeq names its product complex I intermediate-associated protein 30 (CIA30) domain-containing protein. Bases 1 to 801 code for a protein of 266 amino acids. Gene Ontology annotation, biological process: mitochondrial electron transport, NADH to ubiquinone; mitochondrial respiratory chain complex I assembly. Gene Ontology annotation, cellular component: mitochondrion. The record is from RefSeq and is a predicted model, not a curated record. Lineage: Eukaryota; Fungi; Ascomycota; Sordariomycetes; Hypocreales; Ophiocordycipitaceae. The transcript is spliced from 2 exons.
AUGAAUGCCACGCGGCCGCUUCUCGCCAGGGGCUUCCUGGCGCGGAGCAUAGACGAGCUGAAGCGCCGCUCCUCCAUUGCGUGGAAGCUCGAGGCCGUCAAAGGCCCACAAGGCUCCCGCCCCCUCUACGACUUUCGCGAUCAAGACUCUGUGCGCGACUGCAUCCUCAUGUCCGAUCACCUCAUCGGCGGCUCCUCCCAAAGCAGCCUCGACUUCGUCUCCUCCGCCGCCUCCGAAGACGCACCCUCACCCCCGACCUCGAGCGAAUCCCACUCCCCGCCCACGUCGUACGCCCGCUUCCAGGGCCUCAUAUCCACCUCGCUCCCCGCCGACCGCCCCAACAUCCAGCGCAGCGGCUACGCCGCCUUCCGCACCCCCGACCAGGCCCCGACCGUCUUCGGGCGGUCCAUGUGGGACAUUGACCCCUACACGUACCUGGCCAUGAGGAUCAAGUCGGACGGCCGGGCCUACUUCAUCAACCUACAAACAGAGGCCGUCGAGCCCACCGACCUGCACCAGCACCGCCUCUUCGCCAAGCGGCCCGGCCAGUGGGAGACGGUCAUGGUCAAGUGGAACGACUUUGUCCGCACAAACUACGGCUUCGUCGUCGAGCCGCAGACGGAGCUGCUGCGGCAAAAGGUGCGCAGCGUUGGCGUCGGCCUGACGGACCGCAUCGAGGGCCCCUUUGAGCUGUGCAUCGAGAGGGUGUGGGCGACCAACCAGGUCACCGAGGGAGCGACGGUUAUCAAGUCUGAGAAGAGCCAACUCAAGAACCGCAGAGGCGAACGGAUCCAGUGGUAG